UCAAGAUCAAGAAGCUCAACCCAAAAUGCACAUGCUUUACCUUACUACCUUCCUAUUUCCAUCUCUACUUUAGCUGUCAUCAUUCACAUAAAAUCAUAAAAUACAGCUUACCAUUUGCCAACUGACCUUUUCUUCCUUCUUUUUCACAUUCCCAACUGGCAAACAAAACAAAUCCAUCCCUAAACUAAACCACCCCUUCAUUCAUACUAUACUAUAAAGUCACAAAUCAACCCUAAAAUAUAUUAACCAUUUCAUCAAAAAGCAUCAUAACAACCAAACCAAAACACAAACACAAAAACAUCAUAGUACAUUGUCCAAACAUCAUAGUACAUUAUUAGAUUCCAAUGGAACAAGAAGAAGACAUAUCACCAUUUUGGCUCCCAAAAACCACCACAAACCACCACCGUCUCCGCCGCACAUACUCACUCCUCCUCACAACAACCACCACCCUCUUCCUCAUCCUCAUAACAAUCCUAAUCUUCAUACUCAUUGUGGUCCCCACUAUAUACUCUUUCAUUUCAAACAUCUUCAAAUUCAAACCACAAGAUGUUAAACACUCUUGGGAUUACUUAAACCUUAUACUAGUUCUCUUCGCUGUCGUUUGCGGUUUUCUUACUAAAAACGACACCAAUGAAACGCAAACGACACCGCGUCGUUUUGAUAGUUAUAAUACUCAUCGUAGAAGCUUUUCGAAUCCUGACACUGAAACGCCGCCGUUUUGGUAUGGUAAUGAAAAUCCAUCGGUGUUUAAUCGGUUGAGAAGCGGUGGAUCGUAUCCGGAUCUCCGUCGACCGGAGGUGGUGGUUGCUGACGGCGGCGAUGAUCGGUACCGGUUUUAUGAUGAUACUCGUGUAAAUUUUCGUUAUCGGUAUCCGAGAUUUCAAGAUGAAGAUGAAUUUCACCGGGAGACGGUUACUUCCGGUGAAACUUUCCGGCAACCGGAGGUGAAACCAGUAACCGAAAGUGAAACACCGCCGUUUUGGUAUGAGAAUUCUAGUCUGUCUUCGUUUAACCGGUUGAGAAGCAGAGGAUCGUAUUCGGAUCUCCGGCGAUCGGAGGCGGUAGUUGUUGACGAUGAACGGUACCGGUUUUAUGAUGAUACUCAUAUUCACUUCCCUUAUCGGAACUCUAGAUUGGAAAGUGAAGAUGAAUUUCACCGGGAAAAGGUUACUUCCGGUGAAGUUUCCCGGCGACCGGAGGUGAAACCAGUGCCAGAUUCUCAAACUGAAGAUGUUGGAAGAAAUGUUGAUCCGAUGUAUGAAGUGGAAACGGUUGAGAAAUCGGUAAUCAAUGAUUCUGUUGUGGAGAAUUCACAACCGCCGCCUCUGCAACCGAUACCUGCGUUGAGGAAGAAGAAAACCAGGAGUGCAUCUAUGGAAAACGUGGCAGUAGUGACUUCUGCGGAAUUUUCCUCUCUGGUGCCGGAACCGGAGCUUAAUCCGCAUCGGCAACCGGCUGCGAGGAAGAAGAAAAUUAGGAGUGAAUCUGAAGUAAACACGGCAGCAGUUACUUCUGCAGAAUUUUCUUCGCCAGUGCCGGAACAGGAGCUAAAUCCACAACUGCCGGUGAUGAGGACUAAAGGUGUUCGAGGAAAUUUCAAGCGAACAAAUCAACCGAAAGCGAUCGAGAAAUUGGAAGAUAAUGAUUUUUUCGUUGAGAAUUAUCUACCACAGACGGUGCCACAGCGGUCAAUGGCGGAGAGAAAGACAGGCAUUCCUCUUAAGAAGAAAAGAGGGAAUGCUACUAAAGAGUUUUUAGCUUCAUUAAGAGGAAAGAAGAAGAAACAAAGAUCAAAAAGUGUUGAAAAUUUUGAAACCAUUCAAAAUUCUCAACCUUCGCCACUUGUUUCACAACCCCCUCCGCCGCCACCCCCGCCUCCCCCAGCGUCGGUUUUUCACAACCUGUUCACUUCGAACAAAAGCAAACACAAAAAAACCUACCUUGUUCCUAUGGCAAGAGAGAAUUCUAAUUAUAGAUUGGAAAAGAAUGUGGUGAUGACUGGUAAUGAGUCACCCUUGAUUCCUAUCCCUCCUCCGCCACCGCCUCCACCGUUUAAGUUACCGGCGUGGAAGUUUAGAGUUCAGGGUGAUUAUGUUAGGGUUGAUAGCAUUGGUAGUUCGAGGAGUGGUUCACCAGAUUCAGAUGAAGUUGUUGAGUCACCAGUUAGCCAAUGUAGUAAUAGUCCCUAUGCUGAAGAUGGUGAAGAGAAGAAUGCCACUGAAAUUGGAAAUGCAAGUGCAAAUCCGUUGUUUUGUCCUAGUCCAGAUGUUGAUACCAAAGCUCAGAACUUUAUACAGAAUUUUAGAGCUGGGUUGAGGAUGGCUAAGAUGAAUUCCUUGAGGGAGAAGCAAGGAAUUGGGAGGUCCAAUCUUGGUCCUUUACAAAACCCUUAUAUUUAAAAUGAAACUAGACCAAGUUCAAGUUACAAGAUUGAUAUUUGCUUUAUUCUUGAUUGUUAUUUAAAACAGUUUUUCUCUAAAUGGUUUGUUGAUAGAUAUUCAGAUAUAUAGAUUUCAUUUUCAUACAGAGGAAUUAGUUCUUGUGCAAAGAGAAUUCUGACAUACAGAUAUUGUAGUAAUGUAGUGCUCUUUUUCUUUUCUUGAGUGGGGUGUGGCUUUUGUAUGCUUUGUGUAUAUGAUAUGGCCAGUUUUGGAUGCUUCGAUUGUAAGAUUAUUGAAUGUUUUUUCUAGUUAUGGUUCAAACAUUGUUUAAGUAAUCAAAAUUCAAAGGAUAGUUAACAUCA
Medicago truncatula (barrel medic) is the source of this 2743-nucleotide messenger RNA. RefSeq lists its product as uncharacterized. The record is from RefSeq and is a predicted model, not a curated record. The transcript has a single exon. NCBI's taxonomy places the organism in Eukaryota, Viridiplantae, Streptophyta, Magnoliopsida, Fabales, Fabaceae. Bases 345 to 2399 code for a protein of 684 amino acids.